UUGGACCUGCGGCCCCGCCUCAGCGAGGAGGGCCGGCUUGAGCCCCUCGCCGGUCCCGGUCUUCCGGGGACUCUCCAAAGCGAUGCCCCGCUAUUGCGCUGCGACUUGUUGUAAGAACCGCCGGGGACGAAACAAUAAGGACCGGAAGCUGAGUUUUUACCCGUUUCCUCUACAUGACAAAGAAAGACUUGAAAAGUGGUUAAAGAAUAUGAAACGAGAUUCAUGGGUUCCCAGUAAAUACCAGUUCCUGUGUAGUGACCAUUUUACUCCUGACUCUCUUGACAUCAGAUGGGGUAUUCGAUAUUUAAAACAAACUGCAAUUCCAACAAUAUUUUCUUUGCCCGAAGACAAUCAGGGAAAAAACCCUUCCAAAAAAAAAUCUCAGAAGAAAAAAUUAGAAGAUGGGAAAGAAGUAUGCCUAAAAGCCAAGUCAGAAGAAUCACUUGCAUCAAAUGAGGGAAAGAAAAAUACAGUUAACACGGAUAUGCUCCCUGACCAUGCAGAAUUACUCGAUUCUUCUGCCUUGGUGAAGCCACCAGCUCCAAAAACGGGAAGUAUAAAAAAUAACAUGUUAACUCUUAAUCUAGUUAAACAAAAUACCAGAAAACCAGAAUCUACCUUGGCGACAUCAGUUAACCAAGAUAUAGGUAUAGGGGGUUUUCACUCAUCUUUUGAGAAUCUAAAUUCUACCACUAUUACUUUGACAACUUCAAAUUCAGAAGGUAUUCAACAGGCUUUGGAAGCCCAAGAAGUGCUUGAAAUAACUACCAAUCAUCUUGCUAAUUCAAACUUUACAAAUAAUUCCAUGGAAAUUAAGUCAACACAGGAAAAUCCAUUCUUCUUCAGCACAAUUAAUCAAACAGUUGAGGAAUUAAACACAAAUAAAGAAUCUCUUAUUGCCAUUUUUGUACCCACAGAAAAUUCUACAGCUGCAGUUAAUUCUUUUACACCUGCCCAGAAAGAAACCAUGGAAAUGGAAAACAUAGAUAUUGAAGACUCCUUAUAUAAGGAUAUAGACUAUGGAACAGAAGUUUUGCAAAUUGAACAUUCUUACUGUAGGCAAGACAUAAAUAAGGAACAUCUUUGGCAGAAAGUCUGUAAGCUACAUUCAAAGAUAACUCUUCUUGAGCUACAAGAGCAACAAACUCUAGGAAGACUGAAGUCUUUAGAAGCUCUUAUUAGGCAACUAAAACAGGAAAAUUGGCUAUCUGAAGAAAAUGUCAAGAUUAUAGAAAAUCAUUUCACAACAUACGAAGUCACAAUGAUGUAGAGUAAAAGUAAAGGUUUUAAAGCUAUGACUUUUAUAAAGUGAACUUUUUCCUGUAUAAAGAUCUCAUCUUAAUGAAGCUAUGAAAGUGCUCUAAUGUUAUGAACUGCAUGCUGUUCUUAUAAUGCUCAUGUCUGAGAAAAACCAGAGAGUUGUUGUACUAGAGAGAAAACAGUUUUAUUGAUUAUUUUCCAAAGUAAAGUUAGAAUAUAGUGAGUAAAAAGUAUUAUUCAGUCAGAAAUGAGAACAAAGAUAUGGUCAGAGAAUAGACCAGAAUAGAAGUCAGGUUCAGUAAUUUCCUGGUUCUACCAUUGGUAUAUGAUUUGGGCAAGUUACUUAUCAAGAUUGAGCCUCAGUCCCUAAUCUGUAAAAUAAGAGUACUUAUUAGAUCUCUGAUUAUCUGUUUCUUUAGAGUUUCUACCCUUUCUGUUUAGAUUCUUUCAUUAGAACAGGUUUUCUAUAAGAUAAUAUAUACUUUCAUAAUACUAGAAGUUGGCUAGAAUUUGAUAUUUUAAACUAUUGGAUUAUCCUCUAUAUUUAUUGAAUUCUGUGGUGUUUGACCUUUUGUCUAUAGUUAUAUAUCUGUAAUGUAAAGAAAAAUACUUUUAUAAUUUUAUUCCAAUUGAAGUAAACUAAUGAAUACUCAUUAGCCCAAUUCUUAGGACAGGUACUUUAAACUUAAAAGAAUGUGUAUUUCAGUACCUUAUAUGUGGCUAACCAUCACAAUACAUAGUCAUUUAAGCUUCUUAACAUUCUAUAUUUAUAAAGUUAUAUUUAUAAACCAAAAAUUAACGAAGUUAAUUUUAAAUAUAUACAUAUUUUAGAAUUCAUAGUUUGCAUCUAUUUCUUUAUAGGUGUAGCUUUUAAAAUGUGCGCUUGUGUCAUUUUUAAAUUCUAGAAUAAGAGAGUAAUACUUAACAGCAUACAGUCCUACUUUUGUGUAUUUCAUUGAAAUUUAUAAGCAAGAAAUUACAGAUAAAUGGUGAUGCCCUCAGGGAGACAAAAGUUUUCUCUUAGGAAAGGGAAGUGGUGUAAUAUAAAUUAAAAUGCUGCUUAUAUUCAGAUAAUUUUUUUUUCCCCUUUUGUCUUUUUUACUGACCGGCAAC
Galeopterus variegatus (Sunda flying lemur) is the source of this 2373-nucleotide messenger RNA. RefSeq names its product THAP domain containing 5 (gene THAP5). Gene Ontology annotation, cellular component: nucleus. Lineage: Eukaryota; Metazoa; Chordata; Mammalia; Dermoptera; Cynocephalidae. The coding region runs from base 83 to 1270 and encodes 395 amino acids. The transcript has 3 exons. The record is from RefSeq and is a predicted model, not a curated record.